Danio rerio (zebrafish) is the source of this 4434-nucleotide messenger RNA. Lineage: Eukaryota; Metazoa; Chordata; Actinopteri; Cypriniformes; Danionidae. The record is from RefSeq and is a predicted model, not a curated record.
UUGGUAAGAAGAAAAAAAGAAGAACAACAACAUCCAGGCAGGAACUCGGCGCGGGAGGGCAGAGCAAAGCAACAACAUGGCUAAAGAUUUGGGGCGAAAAUUGUUUUGUUGGUAAUUUCAUAAUAGAAAAAACUGAAGAGUGUCGGUACAUGUUAUAACAACACUUAAACAAAUAAGGACAUGACGAAAUGGACUUAAGGGUUUAAGUGAAUAAACCGAAGAAAGAAUGAACCGCAAGAAAGACAAGGGCUUUGAGAGCCCACGACCAUAUAAACUGACCCAUCAGGUUGUCUGCAUCAACAAUGUAAAUUUUCAGAGGAAGUCUGUCAUUGGUUAUGUGGAGCUGACCAUCUUUCCAACAGUGGUGAACCUGAACCGCAUUAAACUGAACAGCAAGCAAUGCCGAAUCUACAGGGUCAGAGUGAAUGAUCUUGAAGCUCCAUUCAUUUACAAUGACCCAACACUGGAGGUCUGCCAUCAUGAGUCUAAGCAGAGGAACCUGAACUAUUUCUCAAGUGCUUACACGGCAGCAGUUAGCGCUGUGGAUCCAGAUGCUGGAAAUGGGGAGCUUUCUAUUAAAGUUCCUUCUGAGCUCUGGAAGCAGGGGGAUGAGAUGAAAGUUAUGAAAGUGUACAUUGAAUUCUCAUUGGACCAGCCAAAAGGAGGCUUGCAUUUUGUAGUACCUGAUGUGGAAGGAAACAUGGCAGAAAGAGCAGCCCAUGUCUUCUCCUUCGGCAACCAAAACUCCUCGCGUUUCUGGUUUCCAUGUGUGGAUUCAUACUCUGAGCUGUGUACGUGGAAGCUGGAAUUUACAGUGGAUGCUUCCAUGGUGGCAGUCUCAUGUGGGGAUUUAGUAGAGACUGUUUACACCCAUGACAUGCGCAAGAAAACAUAUCACUACAUGCUGCCAAUUCCCACUGCGGCCCCGAACAUCUCAAUGGCUGUAGGACCCUUUGAGAUUCUUGUGGACCCCUACAUGCAUGAGGUGACUCAUUUUUGCCUGCCUCAGCUUCUGCCCCUUCUGAAGCACACCAUGUCCUACCUGCAUGAGAUUUUUGAGUUCUAUGAGGAGAUCCUCACCUGCCGCUAUCCUUAUUCUUGCUUUAAGACAGUCUUUGUGGAUGAGGCUUAUGUGCAGGUCUCAUCAUAUGCAUCAAUGAGUAUCUUCAGUACCAACUUGCUGCACAGUGGUUUGAUCAUAGAUCAGACUCCUAUGACCAGGAGCUUUCUGGCUCAAGCCCUGGCCCAGCAGUUUUUUGGCUGCUUCAUCUCUAGGAUGUCCUGGGCUGAUGAAUGGGUUUUGAAAGGAAUUUCAGGAUAUAUUUAUGGCCUCUAUCUGAAGAAGACCUUUGGAGUCAAUGAGUAUCGUCACUGGAUUAAGGAGGAACUGGACAAGAUUGUGGAGUAUGAGCUAAAAAUUGGCGGAGUCCUGCUACAUCCCACCUUCUCUGGAGGGAAAGAAAAAGACAAUCCAACACCCCACCUGCAUUUUUCCAUCAAACACCCACACACACUGUCCUGGGAAUAUUACAAGAUGUUCCAAUGCAAGGCCCACUUGGUCAUGAGGCUCAUCGAAAACAGAAUUAGCAUGGAGUUCAUGUUGCAGGUGUUCAACAAGCUCUUGAGUCUGGCCAGCACUGCCUCAUCCCAGAAGUAUCAGUCUCACAUGUGGAGCCAGAUGCUGGUGUCCACAUCUGGAUUCCUCAAAUCCAUUUCCAAUGUAUCAGGGAAAGACAUAGGACCACUCAUCAAGCAGUGGGUAGACCAGAGUGGAGUGGUCAAAUUUUUUGGAAGUUUUGCUUUUAACAGGAAAAGAAAUGUUUUGGAACUAGAGAUUCGCCAGGACUACACAUCAUCAGGCACACAGAAAUAUGUGGGCCCUAUAAAAGUGACAGUACAGGAAUUGGAUGGGUCAUUUAACCACACUUUGCAGAUUGAGGAGAACAGUCUCAAACAUGACAUUCCCUGCCACUCCAAAAGCAGAAGGAACAAGAAAAAGAAAAUCCCUUUGAUGAAUGGAGAAGAAGUUGAUAUGGACUUGUCAGCCAUGGAUGCUGACUCUCCUCUGCUGUGGAUCCGAAUUGAUCCAGACAUGUCAAUCCUGCGGAAGGUGGAGUUUGAACAGGCUGAUUUCAUGUGGCAGUACCAGCUGCGCUACGAGAGGGAUGUAGUGGCCCAGGAGGAGGCAAUAUUGGCUCUAGAAAAAUUUCCAACACCACCAUCACGACGUGCUCUUACAGAUAUCUUAGAACAAGACCAGUGCUUCUAUAAAGUCCGCAUGCAUGCCUGCUUCUGUCUGGCUAAGAUUGCAAAUUCCAUGGUAAGCACCUGGACUGGCCCCCCAGCCAUGAAGUCUCUCUUCACACGCAUGUUCUGCUGCAAAAGCUGCCCAAACAUCGUCAAGACCAACAACUUCAUCAGUUUUCAGAGCUACUUCCUGCAAAAGACUAUACCUGUGGCCAUGGCUCAGCUCAGAGAUGUUCAGAAUCUUUGUCCCAGGGAGGUCCUGAGCUUUAUACUGGACCUCAUUAAAUACAACGACAACCGGAAAAACAAGUUUUCUGACAAUUACUACCGGGCUGAACUGAUCGAUGCCCUGACAAAUUCACUGACUCCUGCUAUCAGCAUUAAUAAUGAGGUACGCACAGUGGACAGCUUGAAUGCAGAUGUUCGUCUGAUCUUGGAGGAAAUCACACGCUUUCUCAACAUGGAAAAACUUCUGCCAAGCUAUCGUAACACCAUAACUGUCAGUUGCUUGCGAGCCAUUCGGAUGCUACAGAAGAAUGGACACAUCCCCAGUGACCCCACCCUUUUUAAGUCCUACGCUGAGUAUGGCCACUUUGUGGAUGUGAGGAUUGCCGCGCUGGAGGCUGUAAUAGAUUAUACCAGAGUUGAUAGGAGUUCGAGUGAACUGCAGUGGCUUCUGGAUUUGGUACAGAAUGACCCAGUCCAUUACGUAAGGCAUGAGAUUCUCAGCAUGCUUGCCAAGAAUCCACCGUUUACAAAAGCAGCAGAUUCAUCAUUGUGUAACGAGGCUUUAGUAGACCAACUGUGGAAGCUGAUGAACUCGGGUACCUGCCAUGACUGGCGUUUGCGAUGUGAUGCCGUGAACCUGUACUACACUUUGUUUGGGCUUACUCGACCCUCCUGUCUGCCGCUGCCAGAGUUAGGUCUCGUACUGAACCUGAAGGAGAAAAAAGCUGUUCUCAACCCCACCAUCAAAUCUGAGCAGAUCCCUGGACUCCCUGAAAUGACCCCUAGCAUGACCUUCAUCAACACUCUGAAGGAAGAGCAUGUUGUCAUGGAUCCAGCAUUGAGUGGUGUAGCCAUGGCCCCACUGAGUUUAAAGAGGAAGGCAGAGACUCCAGUAGGUUCAGCCCCUGAGCCUGGACAAGUUUUACAAGAGGAGCCCAGUGCUAAAAUCACUCUGAAGAGCAGAUUUCCCACACAGGAAGAGGAAGACAUUGAUAUGGACACAGUUCAUGACAGCCAGGCAUUCAUUUACCACCACCUGAACAUGUUGGAGAGACCUUCAACCCCAGGAAAAGAACCAUCUUCAGUAGAGCAAGCAAUAUUGUCCAUGCCAGGAACACCCAUGCCCACGCUGAGCAAAGAGAGCACAUCCUCCAAACACGGAGAACACCACCACCACCACCAUCAUCAUCAUGAGCACAAGAAGAAGAAGAAGAAGCAUAAGCACAAGCAUAAACACAAACACAAGCAUGAAAGUAAAGAUAAAGACAGAGACUCUCACGCAUUUGUUAAUAGUCCUGCCAGUGGUCUUUCCAUUCGCUCUCCAUCUCUGUCUGACUAAAAGCAUUUUAAGCCUUUCUAUUAUUUUUCAGAAUUUGUGUUUGUUUUACACAUUAUUUUCAGUGCUUUGAUGGCUGGAUACUCUUUACACCCAAUAUGCACUAGGCCAGUGCUUCAAAAAGAAGUUCAAUUAAAAUUUUGUAUUGUUUAAAAUGAGUGACAACAUCCUUUAAAACUGUCCUUCUAAAGCUUGUUUUUAACCAUCUUUUUACCGUUUGUGUAAAUCUGAUGUGUACUGCAAGGAAAAUGUAUUCUACUUGUUUGAGGCCUCUUAACAGCACAUACAUUUACACAUACGCCAGUCGCCUCCUAUGAUCACUGAGGUUAACUACCUAUCCUGUCAUCUGGUGGUACUUUUCACCUUUAUCUCACUUUUACUGUAUGGGGGAACAUUUUACUUAAUCUUUACUGUUUCUUUGAAAUUUUAACUUAAAUCACUUUUACCCGCUUAGUCUUUUUUAGUUUAGCCUCAGUUUAGAUUUUUAUUUUAUUGUUGUAAAAUGACACUAUUGCAAUUUUAUCAUUCAGUAAUGCAAUUGAUAUGUGUUGUUUUUUUUUCUCAGCGAUGUUUUGUUUGCUCUUCAUUUGUAAAAAAAAUCAUAAAGAAAUUUGGAGUAGUAA